AUGUUUUCUCACCUUCGAAUCCACCGGCGCGGCCAGUCGAAUCCCACCUCGCCAAACCCCGACCAGUCCUCUCCCUGGGAUCCCUCGCUUCCCCAGCACCAGCAGCACUCUCCCUUCCUUCAAGAUGCCGCCUUAAGCCCAGGCAUGCGACCCCAGCCCUCGACCUCGCCGAAUUCCUCUCUUCCUCCCACCCUGCCGCCAAUCACCCGCGUCACCUCCUCCGGCUCCGAAUUCACACUCGAUCGACCGACUCCCGAUGCUACAGUGGCGCAAGAGCCCGCCGCCCAGAGACCUCACCCGCCGCCGCCUGCUCCUCCCUCCGCCCGCUCUACCUACAACCCCGAUUCCGGCUUCCUCGGUGGCGUCGCCCUGCGCAAGUACGAGCGCGAGCAGCAGCUCAAGCAGCAGCAGCAACAAAUGGCGGCCAGAUCGCCCGACUCGGCUGGCCUCUCCCCUGUCGCCCGUGCCAGCCAUGACAUCCCGUUCACAAAGUCGAAACCCGCCCCGCCGCCAAUAGUUACCAGCCCUCCGGCCGCGAGACCCCCGCCACAGCCCACGAAGUCGUCGAAGCACUCCAGCUCCUUCACGACUCCAACCGAGCUCCAACACCACGGCCUGCCCCAGAGCUCGCCACAGCUUCCGGAUAAGGCUGCCACCGGCCGCCGUCCUGCCGGAACGAGACUGUCCAGCGAACCCGUCCGCCUGGCGAACCACAACUCCGACGCCCCCAAGGGCAGGAAAGGCCUGCCUUUCCUGAAAAACCCCAUGUCGACGCUAUUGGCGAGGAGGAGGACGAGCCAGAACGCUCCCGACCUGACGCCUCUGCCGCUCCGAGGAAACAGGCUGGCCGAACCGACCUACGAUCCCCGCAUCCGGGGCACGCGCGUUCACGACUUCAGUGCUCCCCGCCCGAGGCGCAGCCUCCCGAACAACGAAGGCCCAAGUCCCGCCCCGGCUUCGACGUCUCUGUCCUCCGCGUCCAAGUCGCAGCCGCCGACGUCCGAAGAGAAGCUGGACCUGGACCUGGGCUUGACGUCGUCGAGGGAGAGCAGUGCGCUCUCACAAGCGCAGGUGUCCCAUCAGGGGAGGAACGCGAGCAGUGCUUCUGAAUCUGGCCGAUCAGGUUCUGCCAGCAUCAUCUCACAGCCAAUGCCCGAAUCUGGCAGCGGUUCGGUCAAGGCAAGAAACAGUAUAAACCUGGAAUCGAAGCCGCUCCCUGAUGUUCCGUUCAAAAACGAUAGUACUCCAUCCUCCAGCUCCGCCUCCGUCAUCUCGAAGAGGGCGUCCGUCGGGGCCGUCUCGUUUAUGUCGAAAAGGGCGCCCUCCACAAAAGCACCCCCCUCCAGGCACGUCUCCAUGUCCGGCCAGGAUAUCCUGUCUUCGGUGCCCCGUCACAUGAAGAGCACGUCCUCGAGGUUCAGCUUCGACAUGGCGGGUGCCGCAAAGCAGGAGAAGCUCCUCGAGGAGCGCCAUCGUCAGCGCGAGCUGGAGAGGAAGACAUCCGAUCCCGAGCCGAGCCAGAACCGCGAUUCCAGAUUCGACGACUUCGACGAGGACUUUGACUACGACGCAAUGAUGGAGGAUGACGGGUUCGAGGAGCCAAUCCCGAUGAGCAACGAUUUUGAGGACGACUACGGCUAUGAGGAGGACUUUGAUGCCGGAGGCACAGACCCUCUUGGAGGAGAUGCCGAGGAAGGCUUCAAUGCGGCCGGGACAGCACUGGACACGGUGCCCGAGGUCGAGGUCGAGGCUGCCGAGGAUGCCGAAGACGACCCCGACAACGACCAGGAGAACUUUGCUGGCUUCGUCUUCCAGCGGUCGAACCCUCCAUCGGCGUUGGCUAGCCCUCAUAGCGCCGGUCUGGUUUCGACGCCGAGGGAUGCCGACGGCAGGGUGAUUGGGUUCGCCUACUCGGGAUCGCCCAACCUCGAUCAAUUCUCGAGGCCCGUCUGGACGCCAGGUCUGUCUCCGCACCACGAUCCGUCGCAGGCGACUACGGGACCGAUUGCUGGACUUGCCAUUGAGGGCCUGGAUAUUGCCAGCCCAGAACUGCAGGACGAACCGGUGUACGAGCAGACUCAGCAGCUGGCGCCUCCUCCCCCCGCACCUCCGAGCAAGGAUGACCUCUACUUUGAUAACGGUCUUCUGGAUGAACUAGAGUUCGCCGGAGAGGGCGACGGCUCCCACUUUGACGAAUCCAUCUUCGACCUGGAUGACACAGAUCAAUACGGACGGCCCAUCCCCGGCGCGUUUGCCGCUGCCCAAGCUGCUCGCGCUGCUGCUGCCGCCACCACCGCCGCUCCCGAAAACAGCACCCAAAACAACAACGCUCAAAAUGGCGACGCCCCGGAGAGCAGCAAGAGGAUAUCCGACAGCACGUCGCGGCUUUCUGCCCAGUCAAACACGUCGCAGUCAACAGGCCACACGUCUCUGAGCGUCAGCAUGCCAGCCCCUUCUGUCGAAGACUCAAAGCGGGCCAGCGAGGUCCUGGCCCAGGGCCAGGAAUCCUCCGCCAUGACGUCGAGUUUCUCGACGACCGGGCCGGACAAGGUCGAGGCGUACCAGACAGCGCUGGCUGCCGCAGCGUUUGAGGCAGCCGCCAACGGUCGGUUUCGACGAGACUCCUCACCGCCUCCGAGCGAGAUCAUGUCGCCUGGCGGCGAGUCCUCGCACAGCGUACCGCACGGGGAAGACAACUACGGCGGCAACUAUGACGAUAACUACGACGACUAUGACGACGGCGGGUUUCGCGAAGACCUCAACGACUACGACGUGGACUACGACGACUUCAUUGCCGAGGCGAACGCUAGUGCCCUUGCCAACGACUCGGACGGUUGGUACGGUCAGGAGUUCGGGUUCUACUCCGCCCCCAUCGAAGGCGGCCGCCACAGCAGAGACAGCUCGAACGGCUCGGACGAGAAGCCGUUCGAGUACGCCAACGGCGGCUUCUUCGGGCCGUCGGGCGUGUCUCGCAGCAAGUCCGGCAGGAUCGUGUCGCGCGAGCCCAACCUCACACCCAUCACGGAACGGUCCGAGUACUCCAACCGUAACUCGAUCAUGAGCCUCGGCGUGCCUCCUAUCGGGUCCGGUCCCUCGAGCCUCCAGAGCCCGGGCCUGGCGCAGCUCGCCAUGAUGGCCGACGGCGACGAGAACAUGAGCAUAUCGGCGCUCAUGAGACUGCGCUCGCGGGCGUGGGGCGGGUCGCAGGCCAGCCUGGUCUCGUCCCGCGAGGGCUCGCCCCGGUCCGAGAGAGGCGAAGGGGGGAGCUCGCCAUGGGGCCCCGGGCCCCACAGUAGCAGCAGCAACAACAUCCUCGGAAUCCACGGCCACGCCCGCAAGAACUCGUCAUUCUCCGUCCGCAGCCGCGACAUGGACUCGUCGGACGCCGGCAGCACCGCGGGCUCCCCCACCAUGACCAUGUCCAUGCCCACGACCGUCGGGUCUCCGCCCCCUCCGCUGCCGUCGCUCACCCAGAGCCCCGCGGUGACCAUCGCCUCGCCCCAUUUCACGCACAGCGCCGCCGGGUUCGACCCGGUGCCCGAGACGGACGAGAUGGACGAGAUGUCCAUCUCCAACAGCAUAUCCCACUCGGGCCUGUGGAUGAAGAGCCCCGACACCGACGUGCACCCGAACCUGGUGCCCCGGACCGAUCCCACGACGCCGCAGCAGCAGGAGCAGCAACAACAGCACCAGCAGCGGCAACCCGGCAUGGGUCACAAGCACAAGGGGUCCGCGGACAGCAUCUCGUACGUCAAGGAGGAGGAGGAGGGCGGCGAGACGCGGUGGGUGCUCGAGAGGCGCUUCACCGCCGACAGCGGGGAGAUUGAGGUGCAGCGGGAGGUCGUUGGAAAGGGCCACAUCUAG
This is a messenger RNA of Colletotrichum graminicola M1.001, 3864 nucleotides long. RefSeq lists its product as uncharacterized. The record is from RefSeq and is a predicted model, not a curated record. The transcript has a single exon. NCBI's taxonomy places the organism in Eukaryota, Fungi, Ascomycota, Sordariomycetes, Glomerellales, Glomerellaceae. Bases 1 to 3864 code for a protein of 1287 amino acids.